CAUGCAUCAUGUGUAGGAAAAGUACAAGAUGCUAAAUAUUAAAGAAAAGAUGAAUCAUUGAGUUAUUGGUCUCAGGUACAUAGCAAUUCUAAACACAGUACAACUGAACGUCAAAUGACUAGUGGCAAAGGACCAAAAGAGGAAUAUGUUCAGACUAAUGUGUAUGAAGAAUGCAUAUCAACACAGCUUCAAGGAAUUAUCAUUUUUCCUAAGAUAAAUAUUACCAUAUUUCAAACAUCAGUAGUUGAAGAACUGAUUUCCUUCGCAGCUCUAGAUAAUAUACAGGAUUUGACUUGUGCUUCUCUAUUAGCAGUUUGUUUUGAAAGCGUAACGCUAAGGUGUCACAUUGGCAAGCAGGCGAAAGAAGUCGUACAGACUUUAAGUAGACCAACUGCUCCAAAUCGGGGAUUGAAGAAAGUUACGGGGUUAAUGCGAGGUCCGCGCGCCUUUAUAUCUGGGAAUCUGCCCAGUAGAGCGAGUCAAGAUGCUCUACCAAGUGAGCCAGACUAUAUUGAAACAUCCGAAAUGCAGCAAGAAGAAUUACUUGUUACACUAAAUGUUGGAAGAAUACAUACACAGCUUAGACGUUUACGGAAUGAGAGUUCGAUUUUAAAGGAUGCGAUUAUUACGUCAAUUCCUUCACAUUGCUCUCGCGUUUUAUUCACAUGCGUGAGGAUAUCAUCUGCUGUUCCUUCAUCAGUGUUCUAUCAGCAAAUGAAUCAAGCUGAAAAUACUCCUUUGAAAACAUUUGCCACUGACAUUGGAAGUUCUAAUGGUAACUUAUUGGACAAUUCAAUGGGGUUUAUAAUGUUUGAAUGUGGUUUGGAAGGUGUUUCUAUUAAGAUUGUGAAACGAUCCCAGCGUGACAAUAAUGAAAAUGGUCAAAACGGUAAUAAAAGCAGGGAAAGUGAAGUAUUUUAUGAUGAUUCAGUACACUCAAAACAGAGUACUGAUAAUACUAAGUUAGAGAACAUUUCAAGUAGCACUCCAAUGCCUGAACAGAAGUCUUAUCACAAUGGCCAAUUAAGCACGGCUCCUACUCCAACAAGUUACAGGAAGAACACUAUGAAUAGUAUUGGAUUUGAAAUACCUAAUAAUCAAAAUAGUACUGUAUUAAAAGAUGACAAUGGAAAAACUUCAUCAUGUGUGAUUGAAUUCAAGACGGUAUGGUUUAACUUUGCUGCACCACCCAGAGCACCUAUUACUAGAAAGCUAGACUUUACUAGAUUGGAUUGGAAUCUUCUAAGUACUGCUUCUUCAGCUAUCAAUGCCUGGAUGAAUCCAAGUAAUAGAUUUUUUAUAAAAACAAUGACUAUGUGCAAAUCUAUGUAUAGACGCAGAACUGCUGUAGUAGUUUGUCUCAUGGCUGAUGCUCUUGAUGUUCCUUCUAUACAUAUUCCCGUUAAGAGCCGAUAUGGUAAACUAACACCACUUGCAAAAACUUUGCAAGAAGAUCCGUCUUGUCAGUUGUGCUGUGUUUUGCAAAAAUAUGUGCUUCUUGGCGAAGUUAAAGCUGUUGAAAACAAUCUGAGAGAAUCAGAAUUACCUUUGCUGUCUACACUCAGAGAAGGCGUGAUUGUAUUAAGUCGACAGUGGAAAAAUGUUUUAUAUACUCCAUUACUACUUGAACAUAAAUAUAAAACUAAAUUAGUACGACCUAUUAAUAUUACAAUCUCUAUGCCUGAGACUGAUGAGGAAAAUUUGUUCGUUGAUGAGACUGAAGUCGAAGGUACAGAAAUGACAGAUGAAUGUGCUACUUUACUCAAUAAUAAUAAAUCUAAAUAUGUAAUGAAAGAACUAAAUGAACCAUUGCAACCAAUGAAUGGAGUGCCAGUAAACAUAUCUGCAGAUUUCAUUAAACCAAACAUAUGCAAAGAGGGUGUUACUGAUCGAGUACUAACGUCGCCAAGUCUAAAAUCAGGAACUGGAUAUGGGACACUGCGAGAAGAACAACAUGGUUCUGUAGGAAGCGUCUGCUCUUCAGGUGAAAGUGGUAAUAACCCUUGCACAAGUCCUGUAGUGAGCAAUGAAAGAAGUGCCUCAAUAUCUGCAACGAGGUUUGGAGAAGAUCUUUAUAGUUGGAUGGCAAAACAAGAUACAAAAGAAGAUUAUGAUAAUAAAUUUAAAGACUUGAUGGCUAAAACCGGUCGCGUACGCGAACCUCUGAUUGAUAAUAUGGCUGCUAGUGGGGUCAAUAUGUAUCCAAUUCAUGAUUCAUUAAAACUUCUGGAUGCACACCUAAUAUUUGAACCACUGCUAACUUGUUUAGGAGUGAUGCCACAGAAAAUGCUGCCUAACAUUAAUAAUUUAUCAUCCUUGGAUGCACUUGGGACAAAAUUAUCACUUAUUGGAAGUAUAGAUAUGUUGAGAAUAGAUAUUGUAGUUAGUGAAAGCAAAACUGACAAGAAAAAAUCCAAUGAAUGUUUUGCUAAUUAUCUUCUAGGACACAAAUUUAUACUAAAAAUUUCACCAGAAACGCCAGCUUUUGUUUGUGAAAAAAUGGGUGUACAGUUGGAAUUAAAUAAAGUAGCUGAUGUUUCCAUAGACGAAGCAGUUCGAAGACAGAGUGUCUUAUACUUGUCUAGAGGACAGUUACGAAAACAUACCUCAACAAUAUUGAAUUUUAGUUUGAAUAUUAAUUAUAUUUCGCAACAGAUAAAUAUGCCCCUUCUUCGUUUACUUCAUCAAAUAAGCAAUAUGUAUCAAAAUGUUAAAAAUACUCAAAAUGAAUUAAGAGAACAGCAUGCUGAUAUGAAAAUGCCAACUGAAAAUGGCAUAUCUGAAGAUAUCUUUGCACAACCCAGAGAGGCCUCUUCAUUAGUGUCUGCAAAUAAUGAUCAUUUGUCUUCCCAUACGUUAAUCGGAUCUUUAGAUAAAUCUAUAAUGCUUGACGCUCCUGUAUCAAGUUUUAAUAGUCAAGUUUCUGAUAUUGUGAUAUCUCACUCGGUUAGUGCUCAAAAGGUUUGUUCUUUUACUUCACAACCCCCAACUUCUCAAUCUCCUAGCUUCCGAAUACGACCGCAGAGUUUGGCACAGAAAUUAAGAUCUACUAGUAAAACAGUAAAAGGAAAACUCGGAUAUACCAAUUUAAAUGAAGGAACAACGUCGCCAACCGAGAUAAGAAAUGAUUCAUUUUCGAAUUCUGCUGUUGAAAGAAUAACAGUUAUAUCUGAAAAAGGACAGCAAAAAUCAGGAAUUGCCAAUGGUAUCUCAUCAACAAAUUGCUGGAAAACAGUUUAUUAUUUGUUAGAUCUUUAUGCAACUCAACCUGACACUAAAACAAUUCCUCACAGAUUUUCUGUGGCUCCGGAUAUAUCAGAACAUUAUAAAAAUGUUCGAAAAUUUAAUCUAGUAUCUGAAGCAAAGUCUCAAGAUGAUAUAGCACCAGGAGAUCAAACAAGUUCAACACCAAUCCAAACAAACCGAGAUUUAGGCAUUUUUGGUAAUGAGCGAGCUAGGUGGGUAGUAUUUGGAAUAGCCAGAAUACAUAGGACUCGAUUAUUGGCAACAUUAAGUGGGCUGAAGUUGGAAGCAGAAAUUACCAGUCUUCAGAGUAGCCUUACAUGUAAAAAGCGAUUGCACACUGCUAGACUAGAAUGCUCAUUAACAGGGCAAGUUGGAAAAACUAUGAUAGUACUAUUGGAAGGCGUAGCUCCAAAUCAACAAACUGUAGUGAAAGUGACUGUUGGAAAAUCGCAGACAUUAUAUUCUAGUAUAUCAAGAAAAAAUAAAAAUAAAAACUCUGGACUACUGACUGUAGGAGCUGUAAAUAUUGACAUUCCCCAACAUCCUGUUGCACUGCAUGGCAUGAUGACUAGAGGUUCAAAACAACUAUCAUCAACUUUGCAGGAGUUACGUGUAGUACGUACGAGUGGCCGAAUAUCUCGAAGUGGAGGCGUUUAUCAUACAGAAGACAUCGAAUCUAGCAGUGGGGUUCAACAAACGGGGAAACAAUCACCAAUGCAACCCAACGAUACCGCUCACACGAAAAAGCCACGUGAAAGGAGUAAAACACCUGGCACAACUGCAGCAACUUCGGGAUUGCUUCAACCUCUUGUAAUGCAGUUUCUCAUUAAUUUGGAGAGUUUAAGUAUUACUGCAGCACUCUUGCCAUCGUUACAAGCUCAGUAUAAAAUGGAUAAAGUGCAGAGUACAGGAGUUACAGGGAGCAAAGCCAAAUUUACUAUAGAUUUACCACAACACAGUCUAAGUUUUAAUACUAAAAUACAGGCAUCCGAAGCCAAUUUACCUUCAGAAGCAAGUAUAUCACUACCAAAAGUUCAUGUUGGGGCUGAAUAUAUUUUAGAAAGUGAUCAUCAAGAAACUCGGAAUAUUGAUGGUUUAAUACUUUGCCAAGGAAGUUAUUUGAAUGCUACUGCUGAUAUUGGAGCUUUUGAGCACAGUCUUACAACAGAUAUGCUCAAUCAUUUAGUUUUUGUUCAGAAAGUUUUUAUGAAGGAAGUCAAUGAAGUUGUUCAAAAGGUUUAUGGCGGUGAGAAACCUGUUCCAUUAUGGCUCGAAGAUCAUGAUGAAGCUAGUACAACAACUGUUAAACAAAUUUUAUUUUCUCUUAUAAUUCGUAUAAAAAGGGUUCAAUUAACCGCAACUACGCCCACUAAUUCCGCAGUACGCCUUGAAACUGGAGCAGUCGAUUUUCAGUUAUCGAAUCGAGUACGCAAUGUUUCUGUUUCAGACAGUACUCGUUCAUCUUCUGCUCUUAAACUAUUUGGGAAAGCACAGGUGGAUGUGAACUUAAGCCUUGGUCAACUACAUCGUAAUGUUAUUUUUGAUGAAGCUGAACCGGAAUUUCAACAGUUUGCAUUUUUUAAUACUAGAAUUGGCUUGCGUAAUGCAUUUCAAGAUGAAAUGGCUCGAGAAGAUAUGGAGGUUGUGCUCAUAACAUUAAAGAGACCAUUAAUUUAUAUUCAACCCAUGGCUGUAGAUAGAGCAAUAUUAGUCUGGCUGAAUUAUAAAAAUGCUUAUGAGUAUUGGAAUGAAAAUCGUGCAAAUUUAAAUAAAGAAGUUUUGACUGCUACUCAACAGGUUUUAGAAAAAGUACAGUUUGGGCAAUUGAGUGCACCACAUCUUGGAACUUUGUUUCUGCAAUUAACAGUUGAAGACAUGGGAAUUUGUUUGCCUUUAAAUCCACUACCUUUGUCUUCUUGGACAAAUAGAGGAAUAUAUGAUUAUGAUUCUAAAGGGGCUGUGGUUGUUACAUUAGAGAAUACUAGUAUUUCAGCUUGCAGUUCAGGCUCAUUAGUGAGCAAAGGAAAAUUUGUUGGUUUAUGUUUACGAUUUACUGAUGAUUUUGAAGCAUCUUUAGAUGACUGGAAGCCUGAUAUGAAUGAUAGUAAUAUAAUGAAUCUUUGUGUUGUUUCUGAAGGAACAUAUGAAGUAUGCAGCAGAACAAUUGCAGCAAAACAGGGAGUAGAAAAUGCAAAAUGGUUUUUGAAUGUACAAUGGCAAAUGGAAGGUGUGGAUAUCCAUUUAGAUGUUAAUGUUGGCAAACAACUUUCAGCCUUGGGGCAUACAUUAACCAUGCUAACGGGUUCCGAAGAAGAUGAUCAAAUGAUUUUCGACUCUGAUAGUGAUGAUGGCCAAAAAACCUCACAGGAAAAUAUAUUAACAAAAAAUACUAACAAAUGGAUGGACAGUUUGCCGGCUUUUGUCUUUGACCCUAGCAUCGACGCUAAACAAAGAUCCAAAUUGAUAGAAAAGGAAAUGAAUGAACAAGCAAAAAUCAUCCAUGACUUGAGAACAUUGGGUGCAUCUCAAGGAACUAUAGAACAUGAAAUGAGAAGACUCCAUGAAUUGGAAACCUUAAUUUUUAAAGAUUUUCGAAGAGAUAUGAUAAAGAAACUGCGUCGACAAAGUAUGCGCACAACAGCAAUCAAGGAUAAGUUGGGUUUUGGUCAACACAGUACUCUUAGAAGUCGUUACCCAACUAUUGAACAAAAUAUUCAAAUGAAUGGGUGA
Ctenocephalides felis (cat flea) is the source of this 5976-nucleotide messenger RNA. RefSeq lists its product as uncharacterized. NCBI's taxonomy places the organism in Eukaryota, Metazoa, Arthropoda, Insecta, Siphonaptera, Pulicidae. The transcript is spliced from 39 exons. Gene Ontology annotation, biological process: synaptic vesicle endocytosis. The annotation marks the transcript as partial. The record is from RefSeq and is a predicted model, not a curated record.